GUCGUUGUUGUCUGGCUGAGAGCGAAUUACUUUUCUGACAUUCUCAUCAUUGCUCCUGAGUCCUGAGCUCCUGUAAAAUAACAAGAAAACAGAGUCUGACAGACAACAGUAUUUUCAGUAUCUGUUCUUCACUAGAUCUACUAGAUCAUCUGAGGGAUUUGACUUAAUCAAGAUGCUGCUGAUCAUUGAAGCUCUUCUUCUCAUUUUAGCUGCUCUAGGACAGGAUCACGGAGAUGCUGUUGAAGGACAGAUAUUUCCACUGGAUAUGGCACCGAAUUCAGUUGAUGAUCAAUAUAAGGGCUGUAGAAAGAAAAUGGUGAACCUGGUGAAGACUAAAUAUCUGAAAAAGGAACUCAGUAACUCAGAUGAUUUUAGAAAUGCUUGGGAAAGAGGUGAAAAGAAUGUUACUCAUAAAUUCGUGAACAUUUUCAGUAAAUUAACAAAACAACAUAAAAUUGCUAUCUGGGUGUACACCGACCCAAAGUCUAAAAUAUAUGUUAAAUUCAACAAUGACACUCGUAAUGGCAAACAAAACUACAAAGACAAUACAUACAAAUGGUAUUCACUUCACUUUCUGUUAACAGAUGCGAUACAGAUUCUGAAGAAAAAACAAAAUAGAUGUUUUAAUACUUUUCGUGGUACAAAUGUUACAUUUAAUGGGCAAGUUUUUACAGGCAUUCGUUUUGGCUCAUUUACAUCCUCCUCUAAUAAUUCUAAUGUAGCAAAGACUUUUAAAACUGUAUCUUGUUUUGAAAUCUACACUUGUGAAGGUGCUGAUAUUACAAAAUAUUCUAGGCUUCGUCAUGAGGCAGAGGUGCUGAUUCCUCCAUAUGAGAUGUUUAAUGUCACUGAUGUCAAAAACAGGACAGAUCAGCCUGAUCUCUGGUGUGACACUGUGUUUAUGUUGAACAGCACUGGAACAAGAAGUGACCUGAAUUGUGCUCUAUUCAAGAAACCAACCAAGACCAUAAAGUACUAUGGUGUGCACUGAAUGAAUUCUUUGAAUUUAAAUUUGUUUGGAUUUAAAUUUGACUUUGGAAAAAUAAGUUCACAGAACAAAGUAAAUACAGAGUCUUUCAGUGGAAAAUAAGAUUGUAAAAUAAAAAAUAAAAUUGUUGUUUUUGAACAUUGAUUGUCUUGUUAUAUUGAAUCACAUCAUUUGUCUGAUUCUACAGUUAGGCUCACAAUGUAAACAUCAGCAAAUUAGAUUAUUGCUUAAGUUUUUUUUUUCUUUUCAGAUUCAACUUGUCAACCAAAUAAAUCUC
Molecule: messenger RNA, 1265 nt
Organism: Onychostoma macrolepis
Lineage: Eukaryota; Metazoa; Chordata; Actinopteri; Cypriniformes; Cyprinidae
Product: NAD(P)(+)--arginine ADP-ribosyltransferase 2-like
Exons: 3
Coding region: 173-991 (272 amino acids)
Molecular function (GO): NAD+ poly-ADP-ribosyltransferase activity; NAD+-protein-arginine ADP-ribosyltransferase activity
Source: RefSeq, a predicted model, not a curated record